CCUCGAAUUUCAAAAUUAAAAAUUAAAAUUUAUAUUUUUUUUGUUCUGUGAACCGAAGUGAAAUACGCACAUAUUUUGAAUAAUUGUGAAACUUUUAUUUAAAUUUGGUGUACCUAUUCGAAUUUCGUGUUGUUUUUGGAAAUUUCAAAUUUCAUUUCUGGGCGGAACUGGAUUUGCCAAAAUGCAUCACCAAAGAAGUCGGACUCACAUCAUCUGUUCACUGGCGUUAGGUCUUAUUGUAUUUAGUAUGCCGACCGGAUUAAACUCUCAAACAGCAGAAAUAAACUCAGAAUUUGAAAAAAGUAGUCCACCAAAAGAAUAUAUAAAAAUUUCAGAUGCUCAUUCAGUAUUACCAGUACCAGCCCCAAUUAAAAACGAAACAAAACAAAACGAAAACUCGAGGCUUGAUAACGUCACGGUCGAUGACGUCAAAAUCGUCAGUAAGAACGGAACGAGACCUGAAAGUGCAUCUACAGUUAUAAUGACUGUUAAAAAUAACACCAAUGUUAUAGUACAUGAGAAAAUUGAUGAAGGUAUAUUAAGUCAUGCAGUAGAAUAUUUAGACGAUGCAAUUCAACAAUUAAAUAACAAUGAGUUAAAGAUAAUACCAAGGAAGGUCACAGGGAAAGUACAGAAGAAAUCACAGCAUGAUGAAUACAAAGGAGAACUAACAAAUGGUGCGCACCCAUGUCUACGAGAAUGUAAAGAAGGAGAAGAACGAAUGAUAUGCUACUAUCAUUUCAGUAUAGAGUGGUAUCAGACUAUGAGCAAGGCGUGUUAUAAUUGUCCUUACAAUGAAAGUGAUUGUUCUAGAAAGGAUUGUAUUCCAGCUGAUGGCAUGAACAGGCCAUUAAAUGUUAUUAACAGGAAGAUGCCUGGACCUAGUAUAGAGGUGUGCCAACAUGAUAGAGUAAUAGUGGACGUAGAGAACGACCUGAUGACAGAAGGAACCACAAUCCACUGGCACGGACAGCAUCAAAAGGGGACACCAUUCAUGGACGGAACGCCUUAUGUUACGCAGUGUCCUAUCCUACCAGAAACCACUUUUAGGUACCAAUUCAACGCCACCAUCGCCGGCACUCACUUCUGGCAUUCGCACUCUGGUAUGCAGCGUGCUGACGGUGUUGCUGGAGCCAUGAUCGUCAGGAUACCUAAAUCCCAGGAACCUCAUGGCAAACUUUAUGAUUAUGACAGACCGGACCACGUAAUGAUAUUAACCGAUUGGAUCCAUGAGCUGUCGACAGGCAUGUUCACCGACCAUCACCACUCGUCUGGCGACAACAAACCGCCCACGCUGCUCGUCAACGGGGUCGGAAGAUUCAAGAUAAACAAUAACACAGCAACGCCUUUUUAUAUGAAAUCUGCUAGAUUUAAUGUUGAAAAGGACUACAAAUAUCGUUUUCGAGUGAUCAACGCUGAGUUCCUCAACUGCCCCAUUGAGUUGUCGUUCGACAAACAUAAUAUUACUGUUAUUAACUCAGACGGCCACGACAUAGAGCCUAUAACUGCGACAUCGUUGGUAACAUACGCUGGAGAACGAUAUGACUUCAUUUUGGAAGCAAAUAAUGAAAUAGAAAAUUAUUGGAUUCGGUUCAGAGGGCUCAUGGAUUGUGAUGAAAGGUUCACAAAAGCAAAACAAGUAGCAGUACUGCAUUACGAAGGAGCAAUGGAGACGGAGCCCCCAGGAGAUCCCACUUGGGAAGAACUACAUCUUGAAGGAUUGCAAUUGAACGCCCUAAACAAAGGUGAAGAAGAAAAUGACACAAUCUGCGUGGCUGAAAUGAAAUCCCUCGCCGGAUACGAUGACAGUCUAAAAAAAGAUGCAGAUUACCAGUUUUAUGUCGCCUACGAUUUUUACCCUAAGAACAACUCACAUUAUCACAAAUCGCCUUAUUAUUCAUUUUAUCAAAUUCAGAGACCUUUGGAUCGCGUCUACACUCCUCAACUGAACCACAUCAGCAUGAAGUUACCAUCGAGCCCCUUAUUGUUAGCUAGACCAUCCGCCGACAAUUUCUGCAACACCACCAACAUAGAUGACGUUUGUAAAGAACUUACGGGCUAUUGCGAAUGCUCACACGUUUUAUCAGUCAAAUUGAAUUCUGUCGUUGAAGUUAUUAUUGUAGAUGAAGGAGUUACAUUCGACGCGAAUCACCCAUUUCAUCUACACGGUCAUAACUUCAGAGUUGUUGGUAUGAGAAGACUAAAUGCCUCAACGACGAUAGAACAAGUCAAGGCGUUUGAUAAAGCCGGAUUACUGAAAAGAAACCUUAAAAACGCUCCUAUAAAAGACACGGUGACUGUACCCGAUGGUGGAUAUACAGUAAUUAGAUUCAAAGCUGACAAUCCAGGUUACUGGCUCUUCCAUUGUCACAUAGAGUUUCACGUUGAAGUUGGUAUGGCUUUAGUUUUUAAAGUAGGUGAACACAAUGAGAUGCCGCCAUUGCCUAGAGAAUUUCCCACUUGUGGUAGCUAUCUGCCCGACGAUAAUUUAGAGCAUCACACUACGGAAAAACCAAAUAAUGAUACCCAAAUAGUUUCUAUAACGCACUGGUGGCCUAUUAUAGUUGUAAAUAGUACAACAUCGACAGCGACUGUUAGCAUUUUGUCUAGAUUGAUAAUUCUUUGUAGUAUUUGGUUACUAAAGUUUGCUAUCGGGCCGUAGUCUAAAAAUGUAUUAGGUGUAAAUUUAGUGUACAUUUCCAAAACAUGCUGCAAAAAUUAAGUUCCUAUGUACCACUUCGGUGACAUUCGCUUGUACAACUAAGAGCGGUUACACACGGCAUCUUUUAGCAGCGAUUCAAACGCGAUGCAAUCGCGAUGCAGUCGCUAAUUGUCUACCUUUACACACACGCGCGACUUUAAGCAGCGAUGCAA
This is a messenger RNA of Hyposmocoma kahamanoa, 2874 nucleotides long. Its product is annotated as laccase-4-like. Gene Ontology annotation, biological process: iron ion transport. Gene Ontology annotation, cellular component: plasma membrane. The coding region runs from base 182 to 2662 and encodes 826 amino acids. Lineage: Eukaryota; Metazoa; Arthropoda; Insecta; Lepidoptera; Cosmopterigidae. The record is from RefSeq and is a predicted model, not a curated record. The transcript is spliced from 11 exons. Gene Ontology annotation, molecular function: copper ion binding; oxidoreductase activity.